AUGACUGACGGAAGUCAUCUCAACGUUUACACCGGCCCUGAUGCCGUCAAGAACUAUUUCGACCCUGAUAUCGGUCCUCCUUUACCUCUGGUUGAGAUACCAGACUGUCUCAACCCGUACCGCGACCAUGGCGUUCGAAUCUACGCCAAAAUGAUGUCGAUGCAUCCUGCUAAUAACGUCAAGGCUAUGCCAGCUCUAAACUUAUUACAAAAUGGCGUGGUACCGGGAAAGACCAAGAUAGUUGUCGAAUACAGCUCGGGGUCCACUGUCAUUUCGAUGUCUUUGAUAUCAAGAGUGUUUUAUGGUAACUCAGAUGUCCGCGCCUUCCUUAGCAACAAAACCAGCCAAGCAAAGUUGAGGUUGAUGCAGUUCUUUGGACUUGACAUCACGCUUUUUGGCGGACCAUCGCAGCCUGAGCCAGCUGAUGAGAGAGGCGGUAUUCGUGCCGCGAAAGAUAUGGGAGACAAGUCUGAGACUGCCAUCAACCCAAAUCAAUAUGAAAACGAUGAUAACUGGAAGUCGCACGUUCGUUGGACAGGGCCCCAAAUCCUCAAGCAGCUGCCAGACAUCACGCUCAUUUGCGCUGGAAUGGGCACUUCCGGAACGAUGACUGGUCUUGGAACCUACUUCAAGGACAAAAAGCCUUCUGUCUACAGACUCGGAGUCUGCACAGCGUCUGGCGAUCGGGUACCCGGCCCACGUUCAUUCGCCCUUCUCCAGCCAGUAGAGUUCCCUUGGAGAUCUGCUGUCGAUCACAUCGAACACGUGGGCUCCCACGACUCUUAUGCCCUGUCCCUCGAUCUUUGCAGAGAGGGUAUAGUCUGUGGUCCAUCAUCUGGAUUCAACCUAAAGGGUCUCUUUCAAUUUUUGGAUAAGCGAAUGGCUGCCGGAACACUAAAUGAGCUAUCUGCUGAGAACGGAGAGAUUCACUGUGUCUUCGUAUGCUGCGAUCUGCCAUACCAGUACAUCGACGAAUACUUCUCCAAAUUGGGACCGGAAUAUUUCCCUGUGAUUCACAACGAGAGCCUUCAAAAGGUAGACCUUCACCGAUACGAUGAGGCCUGGGAGAAGGAUCCCACCGAUGCUUUCGUGCACAUUCCACAAACUGAUAUCGUCCCAACCGAUGUGGACGCGAAGCUGCCUAGCACCCCGCGAUAUGUGGAUACGAGUAGCGCCUCCCUUAUUCCUCGGCUUCCGAAUACCGUUGUUAUCGACCUGCGUCGCCAAGAGGACUAUGAGACACUGCACAUUCCCGAGUCACAAAAUAUUCCCCUCGUAGAGUCGAAAGAUUGGGAACCUUUCUCGGACCCGAAGGUUCUCGAGACAUUAUGGCUGAAAUUGGAGGCAACUUUCGAGAAGACAAGUGAGAUGGGGAAGAAAGUUGAGCAGUAUCGCGAAAAGCCGGUGUUGCUUCUCUGUUAUAAUGGAAACAACGCACGGGUAGCAGCCAGUGUUUUACGGGCCAAAGGAUUCGAAGCUGACUGCGUGCGAGGAGGAUAUCUCGCAUUAGAGAGGCUGCAGAAGGCUCACUCAACGAAACCUAUGUCUCUGCGGAAAGAGUCAAGUAGUAUGGUCCACGUUAAAGAGUUGUUGGUUGAUGAGACGCCGCGCUUGAGGUUGGCAUGA
Messenger RNA from Colletotrichum truncatum, 1626 nucleotides. NCBI's taxonomy places the organism in Eukaryota, Fungi, Ascomycota, Sordariomycetes, Glomerellales, Glomerellaceae. The record is from RefSeq and is a predicted model, not a curated record.